Gregarina niphandrodes is the source of this 1065-nucleotide messenger RNA. RefSeq lists its product as hypothetical. The transcript has 2 exons. The record is from RefSeq and is a predicted model, not a curated record. Lineage: Eukaryota; Apicomplexa; Conoidasida; Eugregarinorida; Gregarinidae. Bases 1 to 1065 code for a protein of 354 amino acids.
AUGAAUGGGCCGGAGUUGACAGCUGAUGAGGAGUUGCAGAAUGACUUGGAAUUGGAACGUGUGGAGAAGGCUGUUUUUGAGAUGGUGGAUGAGUCAGACCGUUCGUUAUUUAUAAACUUCAUGCGUACGGAGACGGAGUUGUUUUUGUUGUUCGCUGACUGGACUGAGAAGCAGCGACGGAAGCUGGUGGAUUUGCAAUUGCGAAAUGGAGAUGUCUGGGCGGAGGUGGCGAAGCAUAAAGCGGCUGCAGUGCGUGAGCUGGAACAGUUGCAUGCUGUGUUUGAUUUGAUGAAGACUGCACCGGUGGAUGGUACCUUUCCACAACCGCCGGCGGCCACGGAGGAGAUGGAGCGUAAGAAAAUGCGACAGUUGACCGUGACGGGUGCGAUUAAUCAGGUGAAUGAGGAAGAGAGUUAUCGUGAGAUCUUGACAGCAUUACGGCGACGUAAAAAGGUGGGGGCGGAACUGGCCGCGCAAUUACGUCAGAUUGCUCAAACUAUUACCGCGGGUGCCCAGGAACAAGUGCACUUCGCCCACAUUGUUGCUCACCUAUGCAGACGCUGGAACGUUACCCGUAUCCCUUACGAACAGCAAGUGUUCAAGGGAUCCAAUCUCAACUACCCGUACCGCGCCGAACUCUGGGUAGAACUACUCAGCAUACCCAGUCGCUACUGGGGCGUUGAACUUCUAGAAGACACCACCCGCAGUCUUGCCCCAACGCUUUGGGAAGCCGCAGACAAUGCCGGCUACCUACCUGACUUCUCCUCCACCAAUACCUCCUCCAGUACCCGCAGAGGAGAAGAUGUCACUGCUCCCGGGGGAAGCGGUGGCGGAGGCAGUGCGAAUGGUACCGGUUCCACCGGUGCAACCGCCUCCGGUGUUGCUACCUCCACCGGUGCUAUCUCCACCGGUAGUGCUGCUUCGCCCGGUGACCGCCACUGGGAGUCGGGCCGCGAGUCGGCUACGGAGGCGGAACAAGGCCGUGGAGGGGAGGAACCGGGAGAAGAGAAUGCUGGGUUCGAACAGCAUACGGAGUUCGCCGUUCGGCCCGCCGCCUUGGUGUGA